GACAAGCAUGCGGGACACGCUCGGGCGGGGCCGAGCUCUAUAUAACGUUUGAGGGCGAACACAAGGGACACACAUACGCUCAGCCACUGCUGUGAGAAAAGAGAGACACUACUAAAUGGAAGAUCUGGUGAUUCAACAUGUCAACCCGGAAAAAUCUGAAAACCUGGAGAGACACAGGACAGAGGACUUCGGCGGCUCCAAGUCGCUGGUGGUGCGAAGAGGAGCCGCGUUCCGGAUCAGUGUGCAGCUGGGGGGUCGACCGUUCAACCCCAAGACCGACUCGCUCAGGGUCAAAGUGAUGCUAGGCCGCCUAUAUGUGACAAUGCCUGUCACGUUCGCCAAGAAGGUUUCCUCCUCCCGUUGGAAAGCCUACAUCGACCCAGAGUGCCUGGACCCCCAGAGGCCCUCCAUCUUCAUCUCGUCUCCUGCCUCGGCCUCGGUGGGAUGCUACAGGUUUCAGCUGUGUGUGGCCCCGCGGGCCGGCCGACAGACACGCGCGUUCGGCAGGUUCACCCUGCUCUGCAAUCCCUGGUGCCCUGAGGAUUCGGUGUACAUCCCCUUUGAGGACCAGAGAGAGGAAUACGUCCAGAAUGACUCCGGGCUGCUGUUCAUGGGGACAGCGAUGAACCUUGUGUCGAGACCGUGGUCCUUUGAUCAGUACGAGCCCGGCGUCCUGGAGACAUGCCUGAAUCUGCUCCAAGUCAGCCCUCAGCACCAGAACAACAGAAGAGCGGACUACCUGAAGCGAAGCAGCCCCGUCUACAUCAGCCGGGUCGUGUCCGCCAUGAUCAACUGCGAGGACGACCGCGGAGUCCUGCAAGGGAACUGGUCCAACGACUUCAAGAAGGGAGUGAAUCCGUCCGUGUGGACGGGGAGCGGGGACAUCUUGCAGCAGUGGGCCCAGUCGGGGCACAGCCCGGUCAAGUACGGACAGUGCUGGGUGUUCGCAGCUGUCAUGUGCACAGUCAUGAGAGUUCUUGGCGUUCCUUGCCGCGUGGUCACCAACUUCAACUCCGCUCACGACACCAACGGCAACCUGGUGAUCGAGGAGUACUACAGCGAAAAGGGGGAGAAGCUGAGCCACAGCAAAGACAGCAUAUGGAACUUCCAUGUCUGGGUGGAGUGCUGGAUGACUCGGCGCGAUCUGGGCUCUGGGAUGGAUGGCUGGCAGGUUCUGGACCCAACCCCUCAGCUCAGGAGUGGAGGGGUGUUCUGCUGCGGCCCGUCUCCGGUCAAAGCGGUCAAGGAUCGGCGCAUCGACCUGCUUUACGACGUCCCCUUUGUCUACGCCGAGGUGAACGCGGACGUCCACAAGAUCAUAAUGAGCCGGGGUCGCGUGCUCAGCCUCAGCAGGGACACGGAGAACGUCGGCGCCUUCAUCUGCACCAAAGCCGUGGGCUUCCCCCGACUCCAGAACAUCACGGGCGACUACAAAUCCAUCAAAAGCCCGACUUCCACCCUUUCAUCGAGAAGCUCCACAGUGUCAGAAGUCUCGACAUUGAGUAGAGGCUCAUCUGAGGGAGUUCUAGUCUUCCUGACCCUGGACAAAGCUCCGGUUGCCGGGGAGCCCGUCCGCUUCACCGUCACAGUCAAGAACAAACGGCGCGCGGCCAAGAGCCUGAAGGUGCAUCUCAACGCCCAGGCCAAAGAAUACAACAACAGCCCCUCAGACACCUUCUGGGAAACACACGGCAUCGUCCAACUGGCAGCCAUGGAAGUCAAGGUUCUGCCCCAGCAGAUCCUCCCGGCACAGUAUGAGGACGUGGUGGGAGACAACCUGAUCAACCUGGCAGUAGUCCUGGAGGACAUGGCCACCGACGAGCGGGUCCUGGCCUCAGAGGAGUUCAACAUCGCCGCCCCCCAGCUCAGCAUACAGAUUGCAGAUGAAGACUCUGUGGUGCAGAACAAGGAGCAAACCGCGCUAGUGACCUUCACCAACACCCUAUCCCACAUGGUGGGUGGAGUACUGACCGUGGCCGGCGCCGGGCUGAUCCAGGGCAAGAUUCACUUCAGGAUGCUCCCGCUGCGUCCAGGAGGAAGAGUGGAGCAACGCAUCACUUUCACCCCCAGCAUGGCGGGAACGAAGAUGCUGCAGGCGAGCAUGUCACUGACAAAAGUCAGCUCCACCAUCAGGGGCUUUAAGAUGGUCUUUGUCCACAAAGCUUAGAUCCUUUUGGUCAUAUUCUUUUUGUCACAGUCGAGUUUGUGCCUUACAAACAUCUUUUUAUCUAAGUCUCCCGGGCUGAGGUCAACAUGGCAACGGUGCGGCAGUAUCACAUCCAGGUUACUUAUUUUGCUGUUGCUUUGUAUGAUUUAAAUGUGAAUGUAAAUUACACUUAUGUAUUUUGAUAUUUAUUUUGGUAUUUAUGCACAUGUUUGAGCCAUGAACAUCAACCCUGCUACUUGAAAAUCCACGUAAUUACUUGAAACAGAAAAAGAUAACGUUUGAUGAAAUGUUGUAAUCUUUUGGAAAAAUAAAAUGAAUGUGUUUAAACCUA
Molecule: messenger RNA, 2498 nt
Organism: Scophthalmus maximus (turbot)
Lineage: Eukaryota; Metazoa; Chordata; Actinopteri; Pleuronectiformes; Scophthalmidae
Gene: tgm5l
Product: transglutaminase 5, like
Exons: 14
Coding region: 116-2167 (683 amino acids)
Biological process (GO): peptide cross-linking
Molecular function (GO): protein-glutamine gamma-glutamyltransferase activity
Source: RefSeq, a predicted model, not a curated record